AGAAUCGCACCCUCUUCGUGGAUGGGUUUUUGCAAAACAACCGUUUGGACCACGUUAGUCAAGUAAUGGGAUAUCACAAAACAUAUUUGGACCACUUUUUAAAGACUCAAAACUUUAUCCUUAGAGGAGAUGGACCACUUCCUUAUGAUCACAGACAUUAUAUCGCAAUUAUGGCUGCCGGCCGGCAUCAAUGUAGCUACCUGAUAACUUUACAAAAGCAGGAAUUCCUGAUGCAACGAGGAAAUCCCGAGUGGCUGAAGGGAUUAGACCAUAUUCCUGCGAAACUGAGGAAUCUCAACGAUAUCAACAAAAUUCUUGCCCAUAGACCUUGGUUGUUGAACAAAUGCCACAUUGAAAAACUGACCAAGGGUAAGGAUAGCUGGUCUUUAGCGGAGGUCGUCCACGCCAUAGUGAUCCUAGCCCACUUCCACUCGCUAUCGAGCUUCGUAUUCUCCUGCGGCUUGAACCAAGAGCUCGACCAGCUGGCGGGCUACCACCAAUACGCCACCGAGACCGCUCUCGCCACCAAAACCAGCAGCAAUAGCAAAACCAAGCCCAAAGACAUACCCAUCGUCGAACCCUGCGAAGUUCCAGAAUGGAAGACGGCGUCGACGCCGCCGUCGCCGACCGAGCCGGAGGUGGGCAUAAACACGCUGAUGCAGCGCAUGAAGACGCUGUCCGAGCAACGGCAGGAGUGCAAGCCCGAGGAGCUGGCGAAGCGGUUCGAGAACAUCGAGACGCAAUCGGCCGAAAUCGGCGCCGUGGGCUCGGAGUCGCACACCGUCCCGUCGGCGGACAUCGGCUGCUACGUGGAGGAUCCCGGCUUUAUGUACAUAGAUUUCGCCAAACGGGACGAUACGCAGGAUAUCACUACGUUUAGAGUGCAGGAUUAUUCGUGGGACGACCACGGUUACUCGUUGGUAAACAGACUGUACAACGACGUCGGUAAUCUGCUCGACGAUAAAUUUAGGACUGCUUACAAUCUAACUUACUAUACGAUGGGAAGUCGCACGGACGUGGACACGUCGAGGUUCCGCAGGGCCAUCUGGUACUACAUCCAGUGCCUGUUUGGUAUCCGCCACGACGACUACGACUAUGGGGAAAUCAACGCUUUGCUCGAGCGGACGCUCAAAGCUUUCAUCAAAAGCGCCACCUGCUAUCCGGAUAGGGUUACUAAGAAGGAUUACGACAGGGUUCUCAGGGAAUUCCAUUAUAGUGAAAAGGUCCAUGUCAACCUGAUGGUCCUUGAAUCCAGGAUGCAAGCGGAGCUGUUGUACGCUCUAAGGACUGUGAAUCGCUACAUGACAAACUAA
This is a messenger RNA of Phyllotreta striolata, 1313 nucleotides long. The record is from the annotation of a GenBank genome assembly. Lineage: Eukaryota; Metazoa; Arthropoda; Insecta; Coleoptera; Chrysomelidae.